AGAAUAUACUGAUAGAAGAACUAAAACUUGAGGCACCAUCCAAAUCUGAAGGAGAAAUUGCCAGAACUGAGAGCCCUUCACUCAAACCAGAAUGCUCCAAAGUCUUCCACCCCAUUCAGCCCAUCCCACUGGGCCACAGCACAUUCAGAACCUAAAGAAACCCCUGGGGAUACACUUUUCUUUAAUCAAUGUGCUGAAUUUUUGAAAGACUAUGAGGAAGAACACGUUGAUAUGACUGACCGAGACUUUAACAAAGUCAUUCCACAUGGUGACUCUCGUAUGAAAGCACAGCAACUACUGGCGACGAAGAGUGCUCAGUGGGUGCCUCUCAGCCCGGUGCCCUCCAGCAGCCUGGCUGCCAGCAGCCCACUCAGCAGUAGCAACCGCAGCACUGUGGAACGGGGCCAAACAAAGUCCCGGGAAAGUCAUCCAGAGACAGCAGCCUCCAGCAGAACAAAAGCACCAGUCACGACCUCAAUAACUGAUGAGUUAGAGCAAAGAUUAAUUAUUCAAAAUGAAAAAGAAGGCUCAGUUUAUUCCAGUCAUCCCAUAGGAAUGAAAAACCCUAAAGAGUCACCCAGCUCUCUGGGAUAUAUUGAAAAUGACAAAUCCCAGAUGAUGUCAGUGGUAAAGAAUGCAUGCCACAGAGAGUUUGAAGACUUACCAAAUGAGAAUCGUGAUGAAUUCUGCUUUCAAACAGACUUCCCAAACACUGGUGAAUUCAGUUGUUCAAUGUGUGCUACAGAUAAUGUGUUUCUUAUUGAUAAAACACUGACCAAUGAUGCAGACCAGUAUGGUAAACAAGAUGCCACAAACCUUGGACUAACCAGUUUUAAACAGGAGCCAACAGAGUGCCAAAGGAUUGCCUCAACAAAGCCAAAUGAUGGCGGAGAUAGAACUGACCCAGAAGCAGCUCACGAUCACCAAGUAGACAUAUUGCUCUCACCUCAGAAGCAGACAGCUUUAAAAGAUUGGAAUUUGGAAAUAAAUAGCCUCCACAAGUUAUCUGAGGAAUUGGCUCCAAGAGGUACAAGGGUCAGUGAUGGUUCCCAGGAGGAAGCAACUGACCAGUGGGCCAGGAGGAGGCAGCAAUUCAAAGAUGGCAAAAGAUGCAGCUCAGCAGGGGGCAGUUCAUUCGCCAGCAGCAUCACCGAAGGAUCCGUCACCUCAGAAGAUGGCUGUUCUGUGGAUCUUGGCUUUCGAGUUAAUCUUGAGGGAAGAGGAUUCUACAUGGAGAAUUUCCAUUCAGCAGCAUGGAUUUUCCAAGGGGAUGAUGGGAAUCCUGAAUACAGUCCCAGAUGUCUUAGUAAAAAGCCCCGGCCAGUAGCUGUUCGCGAGCGAACCGUGAGGCUAAUCAAAGGAACUGGUGAUUAUCCCUGGGGAUUCCGAAUUCAAUUCUCCAAACCCAUCGUAGUAACUGAAGUGGAUGCUAACAGUGCAGCAGAGGAAGCCGGGCUUCAGAUUGGAGAUAGGGUGCUGGCUAUCAACGGCACCGAGGUCACCAGUGCGGAGCAUGUGGACGCUGUGCACCUUGCAAGGAAAGGUCCAGACAUACUGACUCUGGUGGUGGGAUCAGAUAUCAGCCGCUGUCCUAGCUCCCCUUGGCCCACCUGCCGUGGCUACCUACAUAAGAGGACUCACUCUGGCUUCGUGAAGGGUUGGAGGAAGAGAUGGUUUGUGCUGAAGCAUGACAGCUGCCUCUGCUACUACAGACAUAAGAAGGAUGAAGGAAAAUGCCCGCCUCUAGAGGUAAUAAAAUUAGAAGGUGCAGAAGUUGGCAUUGACAGCAGUUUGGGAAAACCAUUUGUGUUCAACUGUGUGCCUCAGUCUGGCAAUAGAGCAUUUUGCCUGUGUGCCACCUCAAACCAAGAAAUGAAAAGAUGGCUUGAGGCAAUGGGCAAAGCGACCCAUCCUGUCCGCCAGAACCAUGUCUGGGAAGACGUUACUCUGCACAACAGUAGCCUCCCGCCCCUGGCUAUCAAGAGCCCAGAGUGCCUGGGCCUUUUGCACCGACUGGACUGCAGCACAGACAUGUGGGUCCAGCACUACUGCAUUCUCAAGGAUGGCUGCUUGUACUUCUAUGCUAGCAUUCGCUCCACUCAGGCCUCAGGUGGCCUGUAUCUACAAGGAUAUAGGGUGAACGAGCUAACCCUUAGCAUCAAGCAAUCAAUAAUUGAACUCAAACCUCCAUCAGAAGAGCUCAGGACUUUCUAUUUCUGUGCAGAAAAUAAGACAGAAAACCAAAGCUGGAUUGGAGCUCUGAAAAUGUCCAUCAAACAAUGGCUUCCUUUGCAUCAGGCUAUUCAGGAACUCAUGGGUCGGCCUCUAGAGGAGACCAGAAUGUGAAGAAACUCAAAUCUUAAGAGAAAUGAUCCACAAAAUCACCAGCUAGCUGUGGGAAGAGCAAAAACAUUUAGUAUUGUAUAGUUUUUAAAUGAAUACUUCCCUAAUAUCUUAAAACUUUAGGAUGAGAUCAUAAUUUGUUUUUGACCAGAGCACCAAAAUCUAAUAUGACAUUCAGAUAAUGCAACUUAUAUCAGCAUCAUUAAUAACCUCAUAUUUUUCCUCAGGCUGCCUUUGUUAGCAUCAAAAUAUAGUAUGCCUUGUACUCCUCUUUU
This is a messenger RNA of Manis javanica (Malayan pangolin), 2618 nucleotides long. RefSeq names its product nudix hydrolase 12 (gene NUDT12). NCBI's taxonomy places the organism in Eukaryota, Metazoa, Chordata, Mammalia, Pholidota, Manidae. Gene Ontology annotation, molecular function: metal ion binding; NADH pyrophosphatase activity; protein binding. The record is from RefSeq and is a predicted model, not a curated record. Gene Ontology annotation, cellular component: peroxisome; cytosol. Gene Ontology annotation, biological process: NAD+ catabolic process; NADP+ catabolic process.